Messenger RNA from Gorilla gorilla gorilla (western lowland gorilla), 3622 nucleotides. RefSeq lists its product as uncharacterized. NCBI's taxonomy places the organism in Eukaryota, Metazoa, Chordata, Mammalia, Primates, Hominidae. Bases 1 to 1074 code for a protein of 357 amino acids. The record is from RefSeq and is a predicted model, not a curated record. The transcript has 4 exons.
AUGCCUGGGAAGUGUAGCUUCACUAACAUCCUGAGAAAAAGUACAAACCUCCUCUCAGUUGGAGAGAAGUACACUCCCUACACAAAAAGGAAAGUAGAAGCAAGCAGUUUUACCAUGUCAAAUUCUGAUUCCCCUUCUCUAAAGUGCACCUCUACAAACAGGAGUAUAGUGAAGCAGGCCAUCAGCCAGAACCGCCAACUCCGCCCGCGGCCCUCAAAAGUAGGCGGCGCAGGGAGUCUCCGCCCCCUUCGCCACCGGCGACUCAAACCAAAACAGUUGGGUUUCUCUCCGCAAAGGAAAACCCGAGCGUCCUUCUCGGACGCGACCUACGUGUUUUCUCAGCUUACUGCGCCGGUAAAACCCACACUGCCCUCAAAACAGUCACCCCAGAGUUUAGCCUUGGACACCAGAAGCUUUUCCUUCGGGGGUCGCCAGCGUCACUCGUCCCCAGCCAAAGGGCCCCCGUCCCACACGCCUCCCCCAAAUCGCGAAGGCCUGUCCCGCCGGCCUCCCACCGCGUGGGGCGGCCACCCGUUGCUAUUCCAAAACUCCACAGCUGAUCCGAGUCGCCCACACCCCCGUCACAAUCGCAGUCUGGAAAGGAAGGUUUGUCUUCGGGAAGGAAAGCCUCGUCACUACAGAGACCUCUCCCGAGACCGGCCAGGCCCCUACAAUACAGGGGCUGAAGGGUGUAGCACGAGCCCUAAAAGAGAUGCAGCUGGAGUCCGCCCGGCACAAGGCGCUGCGGUGGACCGGGGAGGCGCCUUACCCAGUGGAAAGACUCCCGGAUCAAGGGAGAAAGUUACGCAGGCUUCCGAUCCUGAUCCGCCAUCAGCCGCCGAACCUCUUCCACCACUACCGCCUACCCCCGAAGACCGGCUACACCUCCCCUCACAGCCGACAGUAGGCCUUGCGUCACUUCCGCCCACGGGGCGGUCUCUUCCGCCUUCUGGCUGGUUCGCAGCUCCCCUCCGCGACGCCACGCCCCCAGCCCACUCCGCCGCGGGACGCCUCAUCCAGCCGUGUGAAGUUUGGCCUAUUAAGGGCAAUUACCCUAUUAAGAAGAUGCCCUAAAUUUGAAGUAUUCUAGCACGUGGUUGAUGAAUUCUUGGCCGUGAGUUUCCGGGUAACGGGAAGUACAUUUGGACCUGGAAGUGAUGUCUUACAAGGGUCUUGCUCCGUCACCCAGGUUGGAGUACAGUGGUGAAAUCAUGGCUCACUGCAGCCUUGACCUCCUGGACUCAAGCGAUCCUCCCACCUCAGCAUCCCGCACCUCCGACCCCCAGUAGCUGGGAUUACAGGCCUGUGCCACCACAUUCAGCUAAUUUUUGUAUUUUUGCUUUUAAAUAGAAAUGGGGUCUCACUGUGUUGCUCAAGCUGGUCUUGAACUCCUGGCCUCAGGCGAUCCACCUGCCUCGGCCUCCUUAAGUGCUGGGAUUACAGGCGUGAGCCACCAUGCCUGGCAAUAGAUCUUUUUGAGGUGGGGUCUUUAGGAGUUGAAGGUGAACUUUAUGGUGAGGAGUUGCUCUUCUACCCUAGUAAUUAAGCUCAUCUGGCAUCAGUCUGUGUGAAAAUACUAAGCAUGUAGCAGGGCACGUCUGCAGGUAUUUUCUUAGGACAAUGGUAUUGAAUGCUAAUGUGUAGGGUGCAUUACAGGGUCGCAGACUUCCUGACUACUGGAUUCUGAGUGACCCCCUGGCCUUUACCUAGAACUUCAAAGUCCUGUACGGUAGCCACUGGCCACAGGUGGCUACUGAGCACUUGAAAGGUAGCUGGUACGAAUUGAGAUGUACUCCAAGCAUAAAAUAGAACCUGGAAUUAAAAGAUUUAGUCUAAAAAAGUGUAAAAUAUAUUGUUAAUCAUUUUUAAAUAUUGAUUAUAUGAAGAAAUACUAUUUUUAGUAUCAGGUUAAAUAAAAUAUAUUAUUAAAAUUAAUUUCACUUAUUUCUCUAUCCUCUUUUGAAAUGUGGCUACUAGAAAAUUUAAAUGGCUCAAAUUAUGUUUCUUUUGCACAGUGCUGCUCCAGAGAAUAGUCAGUGGGAGAGUUAGACUAGUGAAUGUGUGGCCAGAGGCUGUAAAAUCCAAAAUCUAUGAAUAGAUAUUGGGUCUGAGGAGGUGCUCUCUACAAGCAAGGCAUUCAGAAUUGAAUUUCUCCAGUUUGCCUGGAGAUCAACAUACCACAUCCAUUUCAGUCCAGGACUUUCAGCACCAGAGAUGUGUGAGAGGCAAGAUCCAGGGACCAAAUAAGUCUAUUAGUUCAGAGAGUCAUAAAAAAUGUUGUUAAUCAAUUGCUAGGAAACUAAUAUUUAUAGCCAGUAUUCAAACAUCUGAAUUGGGCUUAGAAAAACUGUUUUAUUUCCUGAGAGAGAUGCCCAAGGCUUUAGCCUCCUUAGAGAUCUAACUCUCUGAUGAGCCUCUCAGGGCCUAUUAGUACUGGCUGCAGAGGAAGUGAGUGGAUAAUGACGCCCUAAGGUCACUAUGUGCAGGCCACAGUAUUCCUGACAUAGCCUCUCAUUCUUCCCAAGGAGCAUGGGACACUGCAGCCUGGUUUAAAGUGAGGCGGGGCUUUUCUUUUUCUUCAAGAAUAGUUGGCUAUAUGUUGUGGGCUACUAUACACAUAAUUCAGCAUCUGCCACAAAUGCAUCAUUGAAAGAAUGGGUCAUGUCAGACACUGUAGAGCUAUUAGACUUUGGCUGGAAACAAAUGGAAAAAGCAAAUGGAAAAACAAAUGGAAAACUCAGAACACUGGCCUUCUAACACAAACACUCACCUCAGUGACCAGUCAUAGCCUUUCUUCCCUGAGGAAUCUUUGCCAUGUCAUGGUGGGGGGGGGGGGUGGCAUCUGGAGAGUGUUUGCCAAUCUUGACUCUGUAUCUUUAAGUUGCUUGAUUCACCUAUGCACCUGGAGGGGUAACUUUGGGCACCUAGCAGCAUUUGGGAAGAAUCAAUUCUGACCAAAGCAUUCAGUGGGCUGUACUUCAAUCAGCUUCCUGCUCGGUUUCCCAUUUUGGCUUUCUUUCCCAUUCACUGUCAAGCUGCAGACCUUUGGACUUGACAGUUAUGUCUAGUGACUCCAGCCUCAGACCCUUGGCUCUCCCUCAAGAGAUUUGCCUUAGAUCUGUUCUACCAGAGCUCCUCUACUUGUAUUUCCUUAGAUAUUUAAAAAAACAAAAAACAGUUAACAUAGCAGGCCUGGCUCCUUACCAGGUUUGCCCUUGGCUGACAUCUGCGAACUUGAAUUUGGGAAAGGUUUCUACUAUGCUAACUGAUAAAAGUGGCUUACUAUACCUAAACUGUACAAACAAUGUGAGUUUAUGCUGAAUACCUGCUUUAUUUCUGGGAGUCUGGAAUUUGGUGGUAGGCAGAGGAUGCCUAUGUGAUUUAACCACCAGUAAAACCCUGGGUGCAGAGUGUAUAAUGAGCUUCUCUGGUAGAAAACACUUCCCACAUGUCAUUAUGACUCAUUACUAAGGAGUUAGGCAUGUCUUGUGUGACUUCAUUGGGAAAGAAUUAUCAAAAGCUUGAGCUUGGUUUCCUCUAGACUUUGCUCCAUGUGCUUUUGCCUUUGCUGAUUUUUCUUUGUACCCUUUUGCUGUAAUAAAUCAUAGCCAUGAGUGUGACC